CAGAUAUUAUUUUCCUGGAAAGUGAAACUUUGCAACAGCAUUCAGGCCUUAGAAGUGGGCAAAUUUGCCCUAAAUUCUACUGACGGAGUGUGGAAAUGGCGCAGACUAAUGUUGGAGAUACAUUGAUGGUCAGGCAUGAACUGAAACAUGCCAACCUAACAGGACAUGCAGAGAAGGUGGGGCGAGAGAACUUUGAACUGUUGAAGGUGUUAGGAACAGGAGCAUAUGGCAAGGUAUUCCUGGUUCGGAAGGUCGGUAACCAUAACCAGGGUAAGCUCUAUGCUAUGAAGGUCUUGAAGAAAGCAACAAUCGUCCAGAAAGCCAAGACUGCAGAACACACUAUGACUGAGAGGCAGGUCCUAGAAGCAGUUAGAAGUUGUCCAUUCCUAGUCACAUUACACUAUGCCUUCCAGACUGACUCCAAGCUCAAUCUAAUUCUUGAUUAUGUGAGCGGAGGAGAACUAUUCACCCACCUCUAUCAGAGGGAGCACUUCAGAGAGAGUGAAGUCCGUAUCUACAUUGCUGAGAUUGUCAUAGCUUUGGAUUGCCUUCAUCAGCUCGGAAUUAUCUACCGCGACAUCAAGCUUGAGAACAUCCUAUUGGACAAAGAUGGUCAUGUGGUCUUGACAGACUUUGGACUUAGUAAAGAAUUCCUCACAAGUAAUGAUGACAGAGCAUACUCGUUCUGCGGAACGAUAGAGUACAUGGCUCCGGAGGUAGUGAGGGGCGGGUCUGACGGUCAUAACAAGGCUGUUGAUUGGUGGUCUCUAGGUGUGUUGACCUAUGAACUUCUUACAGGGGCUUCCCCAUUCACAGUGGAAGGGGAGAGGAAUUCACAAUCACAGAUAUCACAACGGAUCUUAACCAGCCACCCUCCAAUGCCACAUACAUUCUCCAAAGAGGUCAAAGAUUUUAUCAACAAGUUACUCAUCAAGGAUCCAACCAAAAGACUCGGAUGUAACGGGGUGAAAGACAUCAAAUCUCAUUCCUUCUUCAAGGGGUUGAAAUGGGAAGAUGUAGAGGCCAAGAGGGUACCUCCACCCUUCAGACCCCACAUCAAUGGGGAACUGGACACCAGCAACUUUGCAGAGGAGUUCACAUCUCUCAUCCCUGCCGACUCUCCAGCAGACAUUCCCAAGACGGCCGAUGCAAGGGUCUUUAGGGGUUAUUCCUUCAUAGCUCCUUCCAUCCUAUACAGUGACAAUGCCAUAACCCAAGACAUGCUCACCCAGCCAUCUGAACACAACCGUCCGUCUCUCUCCUCCAUUCUCUCAAUACAUGAGCUCAAGGACUCUCUCUUCACCAAGCAGUAUGUAUUGGACAUGGAGUCAGCUCCCUUAGGGGAUGGUAGUUUCUCAGUUUGCAGGAGAUGUACACAUAUAAAGACUGGCCAGGAAUAUGCUGUGAAGAUUGUCAGUCGAAGGGUUGCCUGUACACAGGAGAUUACCACAUUACAACUCUGUCAGAAACAUCCUAACAUUGUACAUUUCAAAGAAGAAUUCAAAGACCAGCUCCAUACAUACAUCAUCAUGGAAUUAUGUAAAGGAGGGGAACUGUUGAGUAGAAUCAAAAAGAAGAAACACUUUGAUGAGCUUGAAGCGAGCAUGAUCAUGAAGAAACUUGUCUCUGCCGUGGAGUACAUGCACAGUAGAGGGAUCGUUCAUCGGGAUUUAAAACCAGAAAAUAUCCUCUUCACUGAUGAUUCUGAUGAUGCAGAACUGAAGAUCAUAGACUUUGGAUUUGCGCGUAUCACCAACAGCAAUCAGCCUUUGAAGACACCAUGCUUCUCCCUUCACUUUGCCGCUCCUGAAGUGCUCAAGAGAACACACGAACCAGAAGGGGAGUAUGAUGCUUCCUGUGAUGUCUGGAGUCUUGGAGUCAUCCUGUACACCAUGCUGUCAGGGAGGGUACCAUUCCAGGAUCCCAGUAUAUCAAAGAGCAAUAGUGCUUCAGAGAUUAUGAAGAGAAUCAAGCAUGGUAACUUUAGCUUUGAUGGAGAAGAAUGGAAUUCAGUCUCCGUUCCUGCCAAGGAAUUAAUCAAAGGUUUGCUCACUGUUGACCCAAGUCAGAGGAUAACCACUGAUGAUCUCCUACACAAUGAAUGGAUCCAGGGACAGCAGCUAUCCAGUUCAACGCCUCUUAUGACCCCAGACAUACUCAAUUCAUGUGCCUCAAUCCAGAAGCGUAUGAAGGCUACCAUGCAUGCAUUCCAUACUGCCCAUCGUGAAGGAUUUCUCCUCACCGACGUGUCCAAUGCACCCCUGGCCAAACGACGGAAGAAGAAGAAGGAUUCAUCGACGGAGACUCGCAGCAGCUCCAGCGAAAGUUCUCACUCCCAGGGUUCUUCCUCCCAAGAGAGUACGACUCCAACCCCUACAGCCAACCCUGUUCUGAAUUUACCCGUAACGACAGUUCCAUAUGCACCAAUAGCAAUCGCGACGAGUGUUUCGUCAAUCCCAUCUGUUCAGCCUCUUCCAAGUCUCAGCAAGCAAACAUUUGCCAGAUUGGACCAGUAUGAGAGCUCAGACUCAUUAGGUUUCUCACCAAUCCUGCCAAUCUCCGCAGGAAGCUCUCAGGAGCCCCCACCCUUGCUUGUUAGGCAAGAUUCGGGUUAUGUUGGACAGCUGUCUGAAACGCAGGUCACACCAGUGCCAAGGACAAAUGUAGGAGGACCCCAUGAGGUUACCUUCCAGCCUAUUCUCGACCCCUCCACGUACCCAUAUAGACUCCAACAACCUCUCAUGGGUUACACUAGUUCCAUCCCAGAGUAUCUUUCGGUGCAAUACUCGUCAUCAGAUCAACCUUCAAUACCUAGGACAGUACCCCGAACCGUGCACCAACCGCACCCCCUUCCUGUUACUCAUCAACACCUUUCGCAUUUGCCAACCAUCAGUGAAGACCCAUCUACAACGUGAUUCUACCCCCUUUCCUAGGACACUGGGUGUCUUCACAGACUGUUUGAAUGAACAUGAAAAAUAUCAGGGCUGUAUUAUUAUGUAACCUCAUAAAGUGUUUUUUUAUUAUUGUACUAAUUGAUUUUUUUAGCAUGUUUAAUAGUAUUGUAUUUAUGAGAAACAGUGAAGUGAAGUACCUGAGGGGGAAACCAAAGAUGCUGUUAUGUCUGCGCUAUUGGUGCUUUGGCUCUUGUAAAAAAUUAUGAAAGGAGCUGCACAGCUAAAAUUGAGUAAAGAUAUCAAGAAAUGCCUUUGCAUUAGUUGCUUUGCCAUGAUGUGAUAGAUGGUCCAUUUAAAAAGUGUAAAUGAAAGGGCAAGCUCAUGAUAUACAGUG
Lytechinus variegatus (green sea urchin) is the source of this 3288-nucleotide messenger RNA. RefSeq names its product ribosomal protein S6 kinase alpha-5-like (gene rps6ka5). The record is from RefSeq and is a predicted model, not a curated record. The transcript has 15 exons. Gene Ontology annotation, biological process: intracellular signal transduction; regulation of DNA-templated transcription; protein phosphorylation. NCBI's taxonomy places the organism in Eukaryota, Metazoa, Echinodermata, Echinoidea, Temnopleuroida, Toxopneustidae. Gene Ontology annotation, molecular function: magnesium ion binding; protein serine/threonine kinase activity; ATP binding. The coding region runs from base 96 to 2915 and encodes 939 amino acids.